AUGCAUAUACAGACGUCGCCAGCUUUGCGGUUGAGGUGCGAUGAUCGGAGGGAAAUUGGAUCCCGACGGCGCCCAAGUGUCGAGGUGUUUAUGAGUGCCCGGACUUGGUCAAUGUGGUCGCCAAUGCUGAAUAUUAAGUCCUUGGAUGGAAUGCCUGUAUCCCGCGCUCAGACGAUCCAGUGCAGUGCAGCGAGCACGCAGAUGAGAUACCAGCAGUUCGGCACGGUCGGGAUGAUUGCACCUGGGCCGCGAGCGAGAGAGCAAAACGAGCGUGGUGGCAGUGGCAGCAGCAGCAGCGCAGCCUUUGAAGGAACGACGAAACGUGACAGACAAUGCACCCACGGUUGGGUAGCCAAACGCGGGGUUGAUGAAGCCUCUGCUGUCAGGCCUCUGAAUCGCCAAACCGUGUCGAGACGGGACAAGGAAGCACUGCCGAGCGCAGCGCCAGGCCCUUGCUCGCGAAUAGAAUUCGGAAACGCAAGGCAUUAUGAGAUUAUGGGCGGGGCUGGAGGUGUCACAGCCCGGUCGGCUUUGAUCAGAUCCAAGUAUAUCAACCCACAAAGUAAAUUCGAGGUAGCUCUAGCACACCCUUGCCCUGAAACCACCGAAAUUAGUGUACAAAUCGGGGUUGAUAUACUUACACCUGCUUUGAUCGAGGGUAAAACGUCAGUGACAGCGCCACUCGACGAUGCCCCCGUACUUGAUUAUGGUGUGCGACAGACGGCCCACGCAGAGGCGAGGUCAGGCGUGGUCUUCACACCAUUCUCACGGCAUGUCAGCGGGCUAUUCUUGUGGGAGCCGCGAAAAGGAGGCGUCUCCGUACAGCGCGCCCAGUCAGUACUCAGUCGUCGUGACCUGGCUCCGUGCUCCCCUAGGCGCAGAGGCAAAGCAGAGGCACGCCCACGCAACGCACAGCGCCCGCCAACGCGCACAAGAUCGCCGUCGCCGUUUGUGGCAGGCCAACCUUCAAGAAUCAGGUAG
Molecule: messenger RNA, 981 nt
Organism: Pseudocercospora fijiensis CIRAD86
Lineage: Eukaryota; Fungi; Ascomycota; Dothideomycetes; Mycosphaerellales; Mycosphaerellaceae
Exons: 14
Coding region: 1-981 (326 amino acids)
Source: RefSeq, a predicted model, not a curated record